UGCCAGGUACUGUUACUGAUGCCUGUUUGGGGUGUACAGCAAACUACAUUUUGUCCUGGCGUUUAUUCCAGCUCAUUUGGAGACUGUUAGAGCAUUGUGGAGAUUGGCAUUAGUGCUGGAGCUGUACCCAUUGCUGCUGAGACAGACACUUCCGGAGGGAUCUGAGCGGAGAGCGGCGCUGAAAUCUACCCUAUAACCCGUUAGAAUGAAUACUGAAAACUUCUCUUUAAGUGAACAGAUUGUCUCCCCUUCAUACAUUCGGCAAGGUUCACAAGCCCGUCGCACACACGAGCACUUAAUUCGGCUGCUAAUAGAAAAGGGUAAAUGCCCAGAAGAUGGAUGGGAUGAGAGUACAAUUGAGCUUUUUCUACAUGAACUGGCUAUCAUGGACAGCAACAACUUCCUUGGUAAUUGUGGAGUUGGUGAGAGGGAAGGAAGAGUGGCCUCAAACCUAGUUGCUAGAAGACAUUAUAGAUUUAUGCAUGGAAUUGGAAGAUCAGGUGACAUUGCAGCUGUUCAGCCCAAAGCAGCAGGAUCCAGUCUCCUGAACAAAAUUACAAACUCUGUAGUCCUGGACAUUCUUCGAGCUGCAGGUGUUCGAACUGUUUCUAGCUGCUUUGUGGUUCCAAUGGCAACAGGAAUGAGCCUGACUCUUUGCUUUCUUGCACUACGACACAGGAGACCUAAAGCAAAGUUUAUCAUAUGGCCAAGGAUUGAUCAGAAAUCAUGCUUCAAAUCAAUGAUCACUGCAGGUUUUGAACCUGUAGUGAUUGAGAACCUACUUGAGGGAGAUGAAUUGCGCACAGAUUUGCAGACUAUUGAGAGCAAGAUCCAACAGCUUGGGGCAGAAAAUGUCCUUUGUGUUCACUCCACUACCUCCUGCUUUGCCCCAAGAGCUCCUGACAGACUGGAAGAACUGGCUCAAAUUUGUGAAAAAUAUGAUAUCCCUCAUAUAGUCAAUAACGCUUAUGGAGUGCAGUUGUCCAAGUGUAUGCACCUCAUUCAACAGGGAGCACGUGUUGGCCGGAUAGAUGCUUUUGUGCAAAGCUUGGACAAGAACUUCAUGGUUCCAGUAGGUGGUGCCAUAGUUGCUGGUUUCGAUGAUGCCUUCAUAAAUGAAAUCAGCAAAAUGUACCCAGGUCGAGCUUCAGCAUCGCCCUCGACUGAUGUUCUUAUUACAUUGCUAUCGCUCGGUGUGAAUGGUUAUAAGUGCCUCUUAAAAGAAAGAAAGGAAAUGUUCACUUACCUUUCUACUGAAGUAAAGAAGUUGUCUGAAGCUCAUGGUGAAAGGCUUCUGGAGACAUCGCAUAACCCUGUAUCUUUAGCAAUGUCCUUGAAAAGAUUUCAUGAGCACAAUGAUAAGGCUGUCACUCAGCUUGGAUCUAUGCUUUUCACCAGACUGGUAUCUGGAGCCAGAGUUGUUCCUGUCGGCUCAGAACAAAUUAUAAAUGGAUACGCUUUCCAAGGAUUUAUGUCACACACGAAUUGCUAUCCAUGCCCUUAUCUGAAUGCUGCAUCAUCUAUUGGAAUUAAAAAACAAGAUGUGGACCUUUUUAUUAAGAAACUGGACAAGUGUCUCAAGACCUUACUGAAAGAGAAAGGAAUUGCAGGAACUGAAAUGGAAAUGUUGGCAAAAUGUGAAGGUGUUGUUACAGCUGAUUUGUCAGAAAGUGUCAAAAUGGACUAAAGGUCAUGACAGAUGUGGUAAAUCACCCUUUCUGACACCCCUUAAAUUGGGCAAGCUCGCUCAAUUCAGAGGUGACUAGCAGAAGUGCAUGACAAAUAUGUUGAAAACUUUCAUUAUUCUCACUUUUUUUCUUUUAGUUUUCUUUGUAAGGAUGAUUGUUGAUCAUCUGGAUACUUUUAAAAGGGAAUUAUGUUAUGACUCUGAGGCACAUCUGAGGAGCUAAUGUCAUGAUUAUUUUCAUGAGAAUGAUGAAAACAAUAAUUUGACCAUCUACAAUUAAGCAACAGUUGCAAAUGGGGUACAUUAGCCUACAAUAUAUAUUUUGAAUGCAGAUGGAGUUUAGAUUGGGUUUAUUAAAAAUAAAAAUGUGGCUUAGGAAAAUAAUUGAAAAUAUUUGAAUUUGCUCUUGCACUGCAAGAUUGUUUUAUAACUGUUUUGUCCUAAGCAUUUUUGAUGGUGUGUAUUGCAUUUGACAUUGCACUGUUUUCUUUGUUAAUUAUUAGCUGUCACAAUAAAUGUGUGUAAAAGUAAAA
Carcharodon carcharias (great white shark) is the source of this 2220-nucleotide messenger RNA. It is a transcript of the gene sepsecs, whose product is annotated as Sep (O-phosphoserine) tRNA:Sec (selenocysteine) tRNA synthase. Lineage: Eukaryota; Metazoa; Chordata; Chondrichthyes; Lamniformes; Lamnidae. Gene Ontology annotation, biological process: selenocysteine incorporation; conversion of seryl-tRNAsec to selenocys-tRNAsec. The transcript has 12 exons. Bases 206 to 1687 code for a protein of 493 amino acids. Gene Ontology annotation, molecular function: O-phosphoseryl-tRNA(Sec) selenium transferase activity; tRNA binding. The record is from RefSeq and is a predicted model, not a curated record.